UCAUUUCCAGUCCGUGUGCACGCGGAAGCUGUGGGAUCGACUGGCUGCGGGUAGAGCGCGAAUAUCCCGAGCUCGUGCGAAUUAUGCACGGCCGAUCGCGAUAGAGGAGACGCCAAAUUGACAUAGCUGACGGAUCGUUUCGGUUUAACGGCACGCGAUACCUCGCAAAUCAACCUCGCGAGUGCUUUUACAUGCGAAGUCGCCAUUUUGGUGAUACGGCAAGCCGAUGGUCUGAGCAAAGUGUAGCCCUUAUGAUCUUUUUAUUUCUCUUUUUCGCACGGUUCAUCCGCGGUAUCGUCCUCAGCCGAUUGACGGCCCAAUAACGCCGGAGAUGACACAGCAAAAUAAAACCAUGAAUUUCCUAAUACACGACGCUAAUGGACAUCCACAAGUGAUAAAAGUAGUGCAAAGUACACCUAAUAAAGCAUUAAGUGGUAUUGUUAGCACGACAAAUGCAGGUGGCCUUAAAGUGUUUAAAGCUCCUAAUCAAGAAUCACAGGUACUUGCCUUGAUUUUAUAUCUUGUUUACAAUUAUAAUUAUUACAAUUAUAAUUACAAUUAUAAUUCUACAUCUAACUAUACUGAGCUAUGGAUUUUUAUUUAUACCUUGUCCUUGUAUUUUAGUAAACGGAGAAAAGCAGAAAAGGUCGGGAAAGGGUUGAGACAUUUCUCGAUGAAAGUUUGCGAAAAAGUGAAGAAGAAAGGUACUACUUCUUAUAAUGAAGUAGCAGACGAAUUGGUUGGCGAAUUCACUAAUCCUGCUCAUAUCAAUUCUCUGACAGAUCAGCAAUACGAUCAGAAAAAUAUUAGAAGACGAGUAUAUGACGCUCUAAAUGUAUUGAUGGCAAUGAAUAUCAUUUCUAAAGAGAAAAAGGAAAUCAGGUGGCUCGGCUUGCCCACUAAUUCAUUACAGGAAUGUGUAGCAUUAGAAAAAGAUAAGAAGAAGAAGAUUGAGAGAAUCAAAGCUAAGACGCAGCAAUUGCAUCAACUAAUUCUCUCUCACAUUUCUUUCAAGAAUUUGGUUGAACGUAAUCGUUUAAACGAGAAUGCCCGCGGGCCACCGAAACCUAAUUCUGCCAUACAGCUGCCAUUCCUCAUUGUGAAUACCAGUAAAAAGACUGUCAUAGAUUGCAGCAUUUCAAAUGACAAAACCGAGUACCUGUUUAAUUUUAAUGAUAAGUUUGAAAUUCAUGACGAUAUCGAAGUUCUAAAGCAGAUGGGUCUCGCUUUCGGACUAGAAAAAGGGGAAUGCACUGAAGAAAAUUUAACAAAAAGACGAAAUAAUGGUUCCGAAGUCACUUGUAAAAAUAAUGUAGAACAAUUAGCAUCAGGGGAUUUAGAAAAGUUUAUUCCAGUAACUAUUCCCGGUCCAAGUACGUCGAUGGAGGAUUUAGACAUGAAAUUGGAAGGUUCUCGGCCACCAUCGUCGUCACAUACUUCAUUAUCGGAAGAUCCUUUAUCGCCACCAUCUCAAUAUUAUUCGGAGGAAGAGGACGACGAGGAGGAAAGUGACCAGGACGAUCAGGCUGAUAGCGAUCUUGAAGUUAACUAGCACCCCGAUUAACUUUUCAAAAGCUAGACUCAGGGAUAUUCGCCACUAUCAUCACAGCGAUAUGCCAGGAUUAAUAAUAUCGUCAUGUUGCCAAUAUCGUCUUCACCCCGAUCGCCAGUUUUUAACUAUAUGUCGAACAAGGAUAAGAGUUGAUAGAUAAAGUGAGUGGAAUGUGCAAAUACUGUUGAAGUAAAUGAGAAAGUAUAGGUCGAAGGAAAAUGUUGAUUGGGGCUAAGGAGAAAACGUAGCAAUUAAUUGGACUAAUUGUAUUGGCAAAUCAAAGUGGCCCUUUUUUCGUAUCAACUAAUAAAAUAGUUGAAUGCACGCGCGCGGAAUGACCGGAAUAAAUAAAUGCAGAAUGACUGAAAUGGGGUGCUAUAUUUUAGUUGUGCAUCAUCAUACAAGUUUAUAUGACUCUAGCGUCUAUGUAUUAUAAAUUAUAAUCUUACAGUAUCAUAAUAUUAUUAUGUGUACGAAAUAUAUUGACCAGUACUCAUUUUCUUAUGGCACGUUUAUAAUAACACUUGUCUGUGGUACGCAGUAAAAUGACGUAUGAUAGAUGCAGGCGCACAUUUGACUCGAAUUAAAAAUACAAGUAAAUUGUAAUAAUGUUACAGUA
This is a messenger RNA of Pogonomyrmex barbatus (red harvester ant), 2171 nucleotides long. RefSeq names its product transcription factor Dp (gene Dp). Gene Ontology annotation, molecular function: RNA polymerase II transcription regulatory region sequence-specific DNA binding; DNA-binding transcription factor activity, RNA polymerase II-specific. Gene Ontology annotation, cellular component: transcription regulator complex; nucleus. Gene Ontology annotation, biological process: regulation of cell cycle; regulation of transcription by RNA polymerase II. The record is from RefSeq and is a predicted model, not a curated record. Lineage: Eukaryota; Metazoa; Arthropoda; Insecta; Hymenoptera; Formicidae.